Molecule: messenger RNA, 1627 nt
Organism: Dreissena polymorpha
Lineage: Eukaryota; Metazoa; Mollusca; Bivalvia; Myida; Dreissenidae
Product: b(0,+)-type amino acid transporter 1-like
Exons: 1
Coding region: 156-1403 (415 amino acids)
Biological process (GO): amino acid transmembrane transport
Cellular component (GO): membrane
Molecular function (GO): L-amino acid transmembrane transporter activity
Source: RefSeq, a predicted model, not a curated record
GGAUACGAUUGAAGGAACGUAUAGGGCUACUGGGGUGCAUUUCGUUAAUCGUGGGAUCGGUGAUUGGGUCCGGGAUAUUCAUCUCUCCGCGUGGGGCGCUGGUGAAUUCCGGCUCAUACGGCGCCAGCCUCGUGGUCUGGGCAGCGUGUGGCGCGAUGAGCAUCAUUAUCGGCCUCGUGUACGCAGAGCUUGGCGUGCUCCUUCCGAAAUCAGGAGGAGAUUACUCUAUCAUUCGGUCUGGUUUGGGUGAUGGACCGGCUUUUCUGUUCUCCUGGACAUCCACUGUGAUCAUGAACAGCGGAGGGAAAGCCCUUCAAGCCCUCGUGUUUGCCGACUACUUAUGUGCAUUUAUGUUUGGACAGUGUAAUGCGCCAAACAACAUUCGAAAAUCCAUAGCCGUCGUUGAGUUAUUGCUUAUAGCAAUCACAAACACGAUCAGCGUGAGAUAUGUUAACUGUCUGCAAAGCCUUUUUGCUUUGCUCAAGAUAGCGGCCCUUGUUGUUAUAACGGCGGGUGGCAUUGUGUAUCUUGUACAAGGGAAAGUGGACAAUUUUAAUAACGCCUUUGCAGGAACUACGACCGAUGUAACGUCGAUCUCGCUGGCCGUCUAUAGCUGUAUGUGGGCGUACGCAGGGUACACGAACUUGAAUGUCAUCGUCGAAGAAGUCGUUAACCCAAAGAAAAACGUUCCUCGAGCAUUUAUAAUAGCAAUUGCAUUGGUAACGGCAAUAUAUAGUUCCACAAAUGUGGCAUAUUUUGCUGUAUUGACAAAAAUUGAAUUUCUUGCAGUCCCUGCCGUUGCAUUCGCAUGGGGCAAGCGGGUUCUAGGUGCAGGCGCAAUGUUCAUUCCGAUAAGCGUCAUGUGCUCUGUUUACGGAGCUUCCACGGUGGGUUUCUUUGUGGAUAUUCGCCAGCUUUUUGCGGCUGCAAGAGUCGGCCAUUUACCGGAAGUUCUCUCGUUUCUGCACUUCAAAUCCCGAAUCCCGCUGGUGGCGCUAGUCUUAAACACAAUCUUCUCCAUUAUCCUUGUAAUCCCUGCUGACGUCGAUCAGCUCCUUAAUAUGUUGAGUUUCAUAGGCUUCGUGUGGCAAGCACUGAACAUAAUCACGUUGAUGAAACUUCGUUACCAGAGACGCGGACUUCCCCGCAGCAACGACGCGUUCUCGGUGCCACUAGUUGUUCCGGUCCUCGCCUUGCUCAUAAUUCUCUUCAUGCUCAUCUCACCGUUCAUAUCAAACCCAAAGAUAGAGUUCGUAUACGGCGCGGGCUUCGUGCUGUCCGGGCUGAUAGUUUACGUUCCUUUCGUCGUGUUCAAGCUAAAGUUGCCAGGCUGGGACUUCGUGACCAUGUACUCACAGCUGUUCCUUGAAGUCUGCCCCACGGUCCUCCAUGAAGAUAUCUGACCAAUGUGACCCUCAGAAGCUUUGGGUACUAUUUUUUUAACAACUGACCUCUGUGCAAGGUGACAUUCGUAAUGAUUAGACGCAUGUGAUCUGUAUAGACAUCGUUCAAUUGUAAUUGCUUUCAAUACGUUAUUUGGUGUGUAUAGUUUCAUGAAUGGUAAAAAAAUCGCAUUUUAAUUUCAGAAAUAUCAGAAACAUAUUGUAUAAAUAAUAUUAGAUCAUAA